Molecule: messenger RNA, 646 nt
Organism: Microplitis demolitor
Lineage: Eukaryota; Metazoa; Arthropoda; Insecta; Hymenoptera; Braconidae
Product: dynein axonemal light chain 4
Exons: 3
Coding region: 153-461 (102 amino acids)
Biological process (GO): microtubule-based process
Cellular component (GO): dynein complex
Molecular function (GO): dynein intermediate chain binding; dynein light intermediate chain binding
Source: RefSeq, a predicted model, not a curated record
GCAAUAGCAGAUAGCAGGGUGUGGACCUGAACGACGUAGACGACCUGGACCAACUUCUUUUUAUCGAUUAUACAAAAAUAAUAAUAAUAAUAAUAAUAAUUUAAAUAAAUUUUGCUAGUUUAAUAAUUAAAAUAUUAAAACUAAUUAUUAAUAUGACAGAAGUUAAAAAAGACGAUGUUGUUAAAAUUCUUCACACAUACCCUUUUUGUCGAAAAUGUGAUAUGUCGGAUGAAAUGAAACAAGAAGUUAUGGAACUCUGCGUUACAGCUGCUGAAAAAUAUGCAGAUAAUUAUGAAAGUGUUUCAAAAAUGAUUAAAGAGACAAUGGACAGAAAGUUUGGGGCGUCUUGGCAUACUGUAGUUGGAGAGGGAUACGGAUUUGAAAUUACCUAUCAACUAAAACAUUUACUUUACAUGUAUUGUGCUGGUAAUUUAGCUAUUUGCAUAUGGAAAUCAGCUUAAUAUUGUUAUGUGAUAAUUGAUAAUAUUAAACCAAAGAUAAUAAUAAUAAUAAUAAUAAUAAUGAUUAUUAUCAUUAUUAUAUGAUGAUGAGUACACAAUCUGUAUUAAUUAAACAUCCAAGGAUUCUUUUUUUUUUAAUAAUAAUUGUAAUAGUUGUUAAUUAAUUAAAUUCAAAAUUACCUCAA